Oikopleura dioica is the source of this 540-nucleotide messenger RNA. Lineage: Eukaryota; Metazoa; Chordata; Appendicularia; Copelata; Oikopleuridae. The record is from the annotation of a GenBank genome assembly.
AUGGAUUUAAAUCUCGCUGAAUCUGGCCAGAACAUUAGAGAGAAUGGAUGCGAUUACUAUUCGGAAAAUGCAGAGUCCUGGCAACUGUCUGGAAGAACUCUCCCGCCAAUUUUGAGCUUUUCAAACAUGCUUCGUGAAAACGAGCUUGAAAAUACCAACCAGAUAAGCUGUCAAAGCCAGAUCCAGUACCAGUACAGUAUUCCAAAUUGCGGCUACCAGCCCCACUGGAAUGGUGAGCCGUACCAUGCACCUGAUGAACAGAUGAUCGAACUUGUACCAGUGGUGGACGACGGCGUUUUGCAUCAAAUGAUUCAAAUGGAGCGCACUCAAGUCAACAAGAGCAAACGAAGCAAGGAACGAAGAACCGCUUCUAUUAACUCUGCUUACAAUAUUCUCAGAAGCCACAUUCCGAACGUCCCUGCCGAAACAAAGCUGUCCAAAAUCAAGACCUUGCGCUACGCUGCGAGUUACAUCAAGUACCUCAUGGACAUUUUAAAAAACGACGAUGCAGAGCCAGCUGAAUUCUCGCCUUCCGACUGA